UUUAGCAUGCUUAGAACGGUCACACUACACAACCUUGAAGCAAACAAAUUGCGAUUCCAGCUAAAAUAAACAAAUUUAUUGAUAAAUAACCGUAAAGGGGAGCCCCGAUUACCUGCGCAGUAGCGGCAUUUGAUGAGCGCCAACGUGAAGAACCUCAAGAUGGGCCACUUUGGCGGCGGUGGUGGCGGCAUUGCCAGUGGUACAGGGAGUACUGCCAGCUUUGGUAUUUCGGUGGCGUCUGGAGGAGCUGGGAAACUGCCCACAAAUGGAUCAUCUGGCGGGAAAUCGGCCCCUGCUACUAUUGCAUCGGACGUUGAUGUAUUUGCCACACCAGGCGGUGUCGUUAUACCCAUUAUACGCACCAAAGAUGUGCCCAAAUUGUUGCCCACAAUAUCAUCAGCCUUGCAGCGACCAGCUGAUGGACAUUUGGCCGCCGAAGAUCUCGAUGCUGUGCAGUUGGAGCUGGAGCAGAUGCUCUCUAAUGUGGCACUACGUGCAAGGGUCCUAAAGGCGGAGUACGACAGCCUGGACAAGGAUGAAAAGCGCCAGGAUCGGAGGAAAGUUGAUCGGAUACCCGGUUCUCCACCCUGCACCAACAAUAUGCUCAACGGCCUGCUGGGUAUGGGCGGUAAUUCCUCCUCGGGAGUGGGUAGCCCCUCGGGAGGCACCUCGUCGGGUAAUGCGAAGCGAAAAAGGGAGGAACCCACGGGUGUAAGGAAAAAGCACUCAUCGAUGACGAUCCUCAAGCAACAGGGCGCCGUUUCCAGCUCCUCCUCGACCAAGCAUCAGGCCAAAAACAGUCCCAUGACCGUGCACACGGACGAUAGCAUGGACUACCUCCCGACUAUUGCUGGCGGAGCCGCCGCCACCGCCUCAAACCCCUCGACCCUGCCGCACCACCAGCCGCAAACUCAAUUGCCGAAAAUGUCAGUGCCGAAGAACGAUACACCGAACAAGUUUUGGCUCUCCGUGGAGCCGUACUGCAUGCCACUAACCAACGAGGAUCUGCGCCUCAUCGACGACCUGUUGGAGCAGUACAAGGGGCCUCUGGUGCCGCCAGUUCCCACACUCGGGCCGCAUUAUUCCACAGUCUGGGCCCAGGAGGAUAUGAAGGCACUGCAGCCGGGCGGGGCUCGCAUCAAGUCGAACAAUGUCAGCGGAAUGCUGAAAAAGGCCGAGGGCAUGGUGGAGGAGAGUAUCACUGGGCCACUGACCCAACGACUGGUCUCGGCGCUGAUGGAGGAGUCCCUGAUGACGCUGCCCAGCGAACAGGCGGCUGUGGGGGAGCACAGCAACAGCACCACGAGCAGCAGCAACGAGAACACCCACUCGUCCUCAUCCAACGCCCAAGCUGCUGCCGCAUCCGGUAACUUCCGAUCACUGGCCAUGCUGAAGCAUGGCGUCGGGAUCGAGCAGCGCUUGAAGAAGGAAUUGCUGGAGACGGGACUUAUCGAUGCCAACGAAUUCGCUGCCCACGACGACGUGGACGAAGUGCUCAUGGAGAUCAAACGAGUCACCGCUGAGAUCAGCAGCGUUUCCCAGUUCAACAGCGAGGAACUGAAGAGGUUGCGCGCCGCUGCCAGCGAGGAAAUAAAACGAAUCGAAAUUAAACGAAAACUGGACACCGUGGAUCAGGAGAUCCUGGAAUGCUACAAACGAAUGCUACAGUAUCGGGCCAAGCGCAAGGGUCACACGAUCGAGGAGAAGCAGGAGAUCCUGCGCCUGACCAACGAACAACGCCUGCUGGCCGACCAGCUGGAGCGGAUGAACAUCCACCUGUCGCCAGCGUCGGGCGGUGGUGGUAAUGGUGGUACUGCCGGCAGCUCGUCGGCCGGCAUUCUCGAUUCAAAAAUGUAGGACAGGAGCCUGGCCUGGGGCUGGUGCCAGCUGAUGGCCAUGCAUCGGGCAAGGAGCCAGGAUCGGGAUGCCACACUGCAAUUGCAGUGCGUCUGAACGAUCCUCGGCUACCGUUUCAUAUCUCUCUCCAUCCUCUAGGACGAUCGACUGUAAAUUAACGAAAAAUGGAUUCCAAAAAAUGGAUUUUCAAGGAAUCCCCUGAGUCGCGCGGAAAGUAGUCAUUGGACAUUUUGAAAUCCAAUAGCUGUGAAAUCCAAUUUUUUUUUUAUUUUUUAUUUGAAAGGUUUUCUUUUCGUUGUUAUUUGUCUUAACUUUUAUUUUUACAAAAAAAAGGUUUGAUAUUUUUUAUUUCAUUUUAUUUUUAAGUCGAAAAGAUGAAGGUUUCUCUAUUGAAAUCUUUACUAUAAUAUUAGUAUGAAGUUAUAUACUUAAGUUGAAAGUGUUUUUUUUUUUCUUUAAAUAUCUCGUAUUAUGUUUUUCUUUUAAAAACCUUA
Messenger RNA from Drosophila bipectinata, 2351 nucleotides. It is a transcript of the gene Ada3, whose product is annotated as transcriptional adaptor 3. Gene Ontology annotation, biological process: regulation of transcription by RNA polymerase II. The record is from RefSeq and is a predicted model, not a curated record. Lineage: Eukaryota; Metazoa; Arthropoda; Insecta; Diptera; Drosophilidae. Gene Ontology annotation, cellular component: SAGA complex. Gene Ontology annotation, molecular function: transcription coactivator activity.